AGGAGUACAAAGAAAAGAUCAAUAUCGUUAAGAUAGAUCAUGACGCGAAUCCAAAGCUCAUCGAAGAGUACAAAGUAUAUGGAUUGCCAACUUUGAUCCUCUUCAAAGACGGAAAAGAAGUUCCAGACAGCAAAAGGGAAGGCGCGAUAACAAAAGCUAAACUCAAGGCGUAUCUCGAUGAUCUUCUAAAGACAGUUUCUAUCGCGUAAUGUUCAGAGAAACGCUUUGCAGUUCUGGUAUCACUUCAUCAGUUCAUGAUCACGACGAGAAGCAUCAUUUCGUCUUGUCAGUAUUGCUUAUCCUGUUUUUGCCUUCUGCUCCUCGAUUAACCGCGAAUAGUGAGGAUGCAUUGUAUAUUGUAGCUGUCUACAGGCGAUAACCUGUUUGGAUUUGUAUAUUUGAGCUGUCAAUACGGUGAAAAUAAUCGCGUAUCAGAUUUAUGUAAUAAUUUGCUUUCGUUCAAAGAGAGGAUGAUCGUUUUUAUGCA
Messenger RNA from Capsicum annuum, 487 nucleotides. Its product is annotated as thioredoxin X, chloroplastic. Gene Ontology annotation, molecular function: protein-disulfide reductase activity; oxidoreductase activity, acting on a sulfur group of donors, disulfide as acceptor. The record is from RefSeq and is a predicted model, not a curated record. Gene Ontology annotation, cellular component: cytoplasm. Lineage: Eukaryota; Viridiplantae; Streptophyta; Magnoliopsida; Solanales; Solanaceae.